Molecule: messenger RNA, 196 nt
Organism: Gongylonema pulchrum
Lineage: Eukaryota; Metazoa; Nematoda; Chromadorea; Rhabditida; Gongylonematidae
Source: the annotation of a GenBank genome assembly
GCCGAUUCACAAGUUCCAAUCGUUGCAUUGUACAAUUUAUCGAAACGAAUCAAUUUGCAUCAGUGGGCACGAUGAUCGCUGCUUUUUGGUUACCUUUAACGAUCAUGAUUUUUCUUUAUUCUCGAGUUUAUUGCGAAACAAGGAAACGACAAAAAGACAUGUCACUGUUGCAAGCCGGCCAGGUAACAAAUUAGUG